Benincasa hispida (wax gourd) is the source of this 675-nucleotide messenger RNA. The record is from RefSeq and is a predicted model, not a curated record. Lineage: Eukaryota; Viridiplantae; Streptophyta; Magnoliopsida; Cucurbitales; Cucurbitaceae.
AUGGCAGUAGAAGAUCAAGAAGAAAGAACGCCUGAGGCCACAAGCCAUUCAGAACCAAGUACAUCUAACGCAGGAAAACCUAUUGUGUCGCUGAAUGCACCAUUCCCUAGAUGUUUGAUGAAAAAGAAUGAUGAACAACAAUUCAAGCGCUUUCUUGAGCUCAUGAGGCAAUUGCAUAUCAAUAUUCCACUUAUAGAGGCCUUGAAGCAAAUGCCAAAAUAUGAGUGCAACGCGUUAGUAAGCAACAGUCUACCUAAGAAACAGAAGGACCCUGGGAGCUUCACAGUCCCAUGCUUGAUAGGAGGGUUGGAUGUGGGACAUGCGUUAUGCGAUUUGGGAGCAAGCAUUAAUCUCAUGCCACUCUCAAUCUUUAAGAAAUUGGGAAUUGGCAAAGCACAACCCACUUCUGUUACUCUGCAGCUCGCUGACAGAACAAUCAAGUACCCUGAAGGAAAGAUUGAAGACGUUCUGGUAAAAGUUGACAACUUCAUAUUCCCAGCAGAUUUUAUCAUCUUAGACUAUGAAGUGGACAAGGAGGUACCAAUUAUUCUUGGACGCCCCUUUCUAGCUAUUGGGAAAGUUUUAAUAGACGUGCAUAAAGGAGAAUUGACUAUGCGCGUAGACAAUCAAGAGGUGAAGUUUAAUGUGUUUAAAUGCAUUAAUGUUCCCGGAUAG